Jaculus jaculus (lesser Egyptian jerboa) is the source of this 2216-nucleotide messenger RNA. It is a transcript of the gene Klhl28, whose product is annotated as kelch like family member 28. The record is from RefSeq and is a predicted model, not a curated record. The transcript is spliced from 5 exons. Gene Ontology annotation, molecular function: protein binding. The coding region runs from base 294 to 2009 and encodes 571 amino acids. Lineage: Eukaryota; Metazoa; Chordata; Mammalia; Rodentia; Dipodidae.
CGGAAAACCGGCCUGCCGAGGUGCAUGCUGGGUCGUGUAGUCUACCUAAGAUGUGAAAACUGAGGCCUGAGGCUCCGGGAAGAGGAAGUCGGAACCUUAGGAUGUAGCUACAGCGGAGGAGAAGAGGGAGCUAGAUAAGAGACGGAAAUGACGCUACGCCUGCUCUGGGCGGAAGUUCCCCGCCCCACCCGUAAGAGUUGAGGUUUGACCAGAGCAAGUGAGCAUCCUGCCUGGCUUCCAGUUGUGUGCAGCUCCUCCCUCCUGUCGCUGCAGGUGUUAGUCCUGGGACUCAGAUGGACCACACAUCCCCAACCUACAUGCUUGCUAACUUAACCCACUUACAUUCUGAACAACUUCUGCAGGGCUUGAAUCUUCUUCGUCAGCAUCACGAACUCUGUGACAUCAUUCUUCGUGUAGGUGAUGUUAAAAUUCAUGCUCACAAAGUGGUACUCGCCAGCAUCAGCCCAUAUUUUAAAGCUAUGUUCACUGGAAACCUUUCUGAAAAAGAAAACAGUGAGGUUGAGUUUCAGUGCAUUGAUGAAACUGCCCUCCAGGCCAUUGUGGAGUAUGCCUACACAGGAACUGUUUUCAUUUCUCAGGACACUGUUGAAUCUCUCCUUCCAGCAGCAAACCUACUCCAGAUAAAACUUGUCCUGAAAGAAUGUUGCGCUUUUCUUGAAAGCCAACUUGAUCCUGGUAAUUGUAUUGGAAUUUCUCGUUUUGCAGAGACAUAUGGUUGUCAUGACCUGUAUUUGGCAGCUACUAAAUACAUAUGUCAGAAUUUUGAAGCUGUUUGCCAGACAGAAGAGUUUUUUGAGCUUACACAUGCUGAUUUGGAUGAAAUUGUCUCCAAUGACUGUUUGAAUGUAGCUACCGAAGAGACUGUUUUCUAUGCACUAGAGUCUUGGAUCAAGUAUGAUGUACAAGAACGUCAGAAGUACUUAGCCCAGCUUCUGAACAGUGUACGAUUACCAUUGCUGAGUGUUAAGUUUCUCACUAGGCUAUAUGAAGCAAAUCAUCUUAUUCGUGAUGAUCGCACUUGCAAGCAUCUUUUGAAUGAAGCCCUCAAGUACCACUUCAUGCCUGAACAUAGACUCUCUCAUCAGACAGUAUUGAUGACGCGACCCCGUUGUGCUCCCAAAGUACUUUGUGCAGUAGGAGGGAAGUCUGGACUCUUUGCCUGUUUGGAUAGUGUGGAGAUGUACUUCCCUCAGAAUGACUCUUGGAUUGGUUUGGCGCCUCUAAAUAUUCCUCGCUAUGAAUUUGGAAUUUGUGUUUUAGAUCAGAAAGUGUAUGUGAUAGGUGGUAUUGAAACUAACGUGCGCCCUGGUGUCACGAUUCGAAAACAUGAAAACUCAGUAGAAUGCUGGAAUCCUGAUACAAAUACUUGGACUUCUCUAGAAAGAAUGAAUGAGAGCCGAAGUACCCUUGGAGUAGUAGUACUUGCAGGAGAACUUUAUGCUUUAGGGGGAUAUGAUGGACAGUCUUACUUGCAAUCUGUUGAGAAAUAUAUCCCCAAAAUAAGACAAUGGCAUCCUGUAGCACCGAUGACUACCACAAGAAGUUGUUUUGCUGCAGCUGUUUUGGAUGGGAUGAUAUAUGCCAUCGGUGGGUAUGGUCCUGCACACAUGAACAGUGUGGAGCGUUAUGACCCAAGUAAGGAUUCCUGGGAGAUGGUUGCAUCCAUGGCAGAUAAAAGGAUUCACUUUGGCGUGGGAGUUAUGCUGGGCUUUAUUUUUGUGGUAGGUGGGCAUAAUGGUGUCUCACAUUUAUCAAGCAUUGAAAGAUAUGACCCUCAUCAAAAUCAGUGGACAGUGUGUCAACCAAUGAAAGAACCCAGAACAGGAGUUGGUGCUGCUGUUGUCGAUAAUUACCUUUAUGUAGUCGGGGGUCACUCGGGGUCUUCCUACCUGAACACAGUACAGAAGUACGACCCUAUCUCAGACACAUGGCUGGACUCAGCAGGCAUGAUAUAUUGUCGCUGCAAUUUUGGAUUAACUGCACUUUGAUGAGUGUGAAUUUUUGGAAAGCUGGUGGUGAAGCAUGUGCCACAUGAAAUAAUGCCCUGUUUCCAGAAACCUAAGAGCUGCAUUGCUUUCUUCCUAACUUGAAGUGGCAUAUAGACUCAGUUUGUUGGGUACUUUCAACUGGCCAGCAGUUUGGAAUGCUCUUGAUUAUAUAGUAAAUCAAUAAUCCAAAAAAAAAAAAAAAAAAAA